AUCAAUACUAGAGUGGAAUUUGCCGUGAAUUGAAAUGUCAAUGUACUGUCACUAAUCAUUAAUUUCUGCGGUGGGGUAUUUAUUUAUUUUAUAAACAUUUGUGUAAAAAACCCAUUAAACGCUUUAAUGGGUAUAUGUGAAUGUGUUUUGACUAUAUAAAAAGAUUUCUCCAAGAUUCAGUGGAAUAGAAAAAUUUUACCUUCCUAAUAUUUGCAAACUUUCUCCGACGACCUUGUACUAAAAAAUAAACAAAAAGGAGGUAGGAAGGAAUAUAAAAAAAUAAAUCGGGACUUUUACUCGAAGGUAUGCACACUAUAGUGGGAGGUACAACAAAACUUGUCAAAAAAAUGUAACCGGGGAUAUUUCUUUGUUCUUGUAAGUUUUUUAAGUUAUUAUGGUUAAAAAACUGAUAUAUUACCAAUGCUAUGACUGAGGAUAUUAGUAAGCCUCCUAAGCAAUACGAUUAUUUGCUAAAAUUUCUUCUGGUGGGUGACAGUGAUGUUGGAAAACAAGAAAUUUUAUCAGACCUGGAUGAUGGAUCUUCUGAAAGUCCAUUUUGUGGACACAGUGGUAAGUCCUAUAAAACAACCACUAUUCUUCUUGAUGGAAAGAGGGUAAAACUACAACUAUGGGAUACGUCAGGACAGGGAAGAUUUUGUACUAUUAUUCGCAGCUAUUCUAGGGGCGCCCAAGGUGUUCUUUUGGUGUAUGAUAUAACAAACCGUUGGUCUUUUGAUGGCUUGGAUAGAUGGUUGAAAGAAGUGGAUGAACACGCUCCUGGUGUACCAAAGGUUUUAGUGGGCAAUCGUCUUCAUCUAGCUUUUAACAGGAAAGUUCAUCAAAGAGAUGCCCAACUAUAUGCAAACAAACACAGCAUGGCAUUUUUUGAAGUAUCACCACUCUGCAACUUUAAUAUCCACGAAAGCUUCUGUGAACUCUCAAGAAUGGCCCUUCACAGAAAUGGUAUGGAGCGAUUAUGGCGAUCAAAUAAAGUACUGAGCCUGCAAGAAUUAUGCUGCAGAGCAAUAGUGGCCCGUACAACUGUCUACAGCAUUGAGCAGCUACCUUUACCCACGAGUGUCAAGUCCCAUUUAAAAUCGUAUGCACUGACAUCAUCAUCGACACAGUGGCGUUAUGCUAUUAGUCAGAAAAAGAACAGCAGUAAUUCAAGAAGUCGUAAAAAACGGUUCACCAGUACCCCAACAACUCCCGGUUCAUUGACUGAUAAAGACAGUAGAACAAGUUGCGUUCCAAGAAAUUCUUGUACUAUUUCUUGACGCGUUCGGAACUGGUGCUUUAACGCCAUGAGAUUUGUUUCCGGACCGACGAAAUUCGAAAAAAAUCAUUAGGAAUUUAUGGUAAAUGAUCACUUAUUAUUAUACAGGUUGUUCAUAAAGUAUAUAACUCAUAAUUUUUUAAUUAUCUUCUAGAUUAACUGUUUGCUACAUGUGCUUAUAUCCUGUGUGAUACAUAUGUUAAAUAAUACACUAUUUAUUUGCGUGGUAUCCAUAAAAAUAUAAAAAAUAAAUAGAUUUUUGAGAAAAAAUGUUUCUACUACAGACUCAUUUGUCUUAAAAACAACAAGUAGCUGAAUUUGUGUAUAUUUUAAUCACACAUUUUUCUAUUAACGUGAUAUUUAAUUAUUCUACUUGGCAAUUAAAUGAUUGAGUAUUUUCAGCUUUAAUAAUAAAUUUUUUUGUAUAUAUCUGAUAUAUCUGGUAAAAUGGGAGGAUUGCUAUUUAUAUUUAUUGAUUAGCAAUGAAAAUAUGAUCAAAACAAUCAUUUUUCAAAAGAGUCUCCAUUAAGAUUAACAUUUCAUUCCCAACUCAUCUAGCACCAAAAUAUAUGUUUCAAAUGCAAAACAGUCGUAGUGUUAUAAUGAAAAGUGAUUUACUUCUUGUUGUAAACAAAUGGUUGUGUACCAUUCAGAGUUUAUUUGUUAUACAUCGCUCUAAUACUACUGUUGCCAUGUGAACAGUAACGACAAAUAAAUAGGCAACAGUUUACAAAUAACUUUUGUUCGAAUCCAUUCCUCUUGGAAGACCCACACAGUAGAUUACAAUUUUAUUUCAGAAUCAUAUCUGAUUAGUUACAUGCGCAGAUGUUAGACACACUCAUUGAUGCAGUCUAAACAUCUGUCAAUUUGAUGCUCAAAUUGACAGAUUUCCUUUUAAAUAUAUGUCAGGUUAAGCAACAAAUAAAAAUUUAUUUAUAGCCUAAUCAUAAAGUAUUUUGUUGUUCUUAGUCAUAGUUUAGUCUGAGGGUGUCCUAAUCACACCUUAAUGUCACCUGAUGGUCUUGUUUAUUCAGUCAAGCAUCAAGUUCAAAUUUUCAUCUGGUACAAUGACAGGUUUUGGAUUUAUUUUGUCUGUUUGAUGCAUUUUACUAGUUAUUUUCAGUGCUUCACCGUCAAAUAAUAACAUCAUUGAUGCAUUCUUGUGCAUUCAAAAGUUUCAUUAAUUGUAAUCAAAUUUAAAUAACAAAUUAUUGUGUUUGAGGUUAUUUUUAAUAAUAACAAAUUCACCCCAAGUUUCAGUAAUACUAAAAAACUGUCAGUGUUGCUUAUAUCAAAAAUACAAAUAGCGAACAUGGAAGUGAUGUUAAAAUUAUUUGUUGGACUUUAAAUAACUAUUAUGAGAUUCAUAUUAUACAAAUUAUAUGCUUAUUUCAACCCCUAUAAAAAGAAUUGUAUGAGAUUAUUUGAAAAUAACGUGAUAAUAUGUAAAUUUUCGUAUACCGUCCAAUUAUUCAUAAUAAAAUUGGGUAAAAAGAUGCUCAUUAUUGAUUGGUUCACAAUUUUCUGUGUAUUUUGUAACUUUUUUGAAAUGAACUACCUGUAUGAAAUUAUUGAUCGAUUUUUGUAAAUAGUAUUUCAAUUUCGUCCUAAUCAUAAAGCUUUUACACGUUUUUCAUAUUAACCCCUACAAAAAAAAUCAAUACGGAUUCUAAAAGAACAAAAUCUUAUUUUAUGUAAGUGUAUUAUUGUGGACUGUUUGAUUUUGCUAAUAAAUAUUUAAUAUACAAAAAAA
Messenger RNA from Diorhabda sublineata, 3029 nucleotides. It is a transcript of the gene Rab40, whose product is annotated as ras-related protein Rab-40B. The coding region runs from base 426 to 1277 and encodes 283 amino acids. Gene Ontology annotation, molecular function: GTPase activity; GTP binding. Gene Ontology annotation, biological process: protein localization to plasma membrane; intracellular signal transduction. The record is from RefSeq and is a predicted model, not a curated record. NCBI's taxonomy places the organism in Eukaryota, Metazoa, Arthropoda, Insecta, Coleoptera, Chrysomelidae. Gene Ontology annotation, cellular component: plasma membrane; endosome; synaptic vesicle. The transcript is spliced from 4 exons.